Molecule: messenger RNA, 2070 nt
Organism: Didymodactylos carnosus
Lineage: Eukaryota; Metazoa; Rotifera; Eurotatoria; Philodinida; Philodinidae
Source: the annotation of a GenBank genome assembly
AUGGAAGAGACAGAAACUGAACAAUUUGCACAAGCGUGUUUCGAUAAUAAUUUAUAUUUGGUUGAAUUAUUUUUGGAGCAAAUGACUCUUGAAGAAAUUAAUUAUCAAUUAAAACCAGAUUUAGUUACUGCAUUAGGUUGUGCUGCAUAUUUAGGUAAUAGUGAAAUUAUUUCAAUACUACUUGAUCAUGGAGCAUCACCAACACUAAAAACUGUUGAUGGACAAACACCAUUUGACUUUGCACAAACAAAAGAAAUUCAACAGCUAUUCGACAUGAAAAUUGACAAACGAAAUUUUGAUAAAUUUAUUAUUGCCAAUAAAAGUAAUCAAAACAAGAAAAUAAACAAUUUGCAACAAUUUCUUCCUCAAACAUCAAUAAUAUCAACAUUAGAACAUUUACCUGACGAAAUUAUUCUAGAAAUAUUUAAACAUAUGAAAGCUAUUGACAUAAUACGCGCAUUUUUUAUGCUAAAUUCAAGAUUCAAUCGCAUUAUCAAUGAUGUUAAGUUAAAUGUCGAUCUAGAAAAUAUAUCUAAAAAUGAUUUUGAUUACAAUUGUGAACAUAUUUUGUGCAAAAGAUAUUUUCAAUCACAAGUACAUUUUCUGAAAUUAUCCAAUAUAGGCACAUGGAGAGCUAUAGACACAUUUUUCGACAAAUUUGCCAUUGAACAAUUUACCAAUUUGACCUGUUUAACAUUAAUUGAUUCAAAAAGUUUAUUGAGAGAAAUUUUAGAAUCAUUGUCAUCUCUUAGAUAUUUGAAUACAUUGAUUAUACAAGAAUCAGAUUAUCCUACCGAUAACACAUCAUCUAUUUCUAAUAUUGUCAUAUCUGAUAAAAUAUCAUCAUUAAAAAAGUGUGUGUUACUCUUUGAUGAACUUGUUCGUUUAGACAAUGUAAGUUUAUCUCAUAUUGAAGAUUUAACGAUAACAUAUUGUUAUUUACAUGAAUUGUUAAUUCUUCUCGACAAUGUACCAAAAUUAAAAUUUUUAACCGUUGAAUUAGCUUAUAUAGAAGAUGAAAAUAGAGAUUGUACACAUUUAUCUACAAAAGUACCAUUAUUGACACAUUUAAAUUUAAUCAAAACUGGACGUAUUUACUUUGAAUAUAUUGAAUCAUUACUUGAAAAUCUUCCACAAUUAAAAUAUUUAUCUUGUUCAGCUACAGAUUAUGAUUUUGCUGAUGGUGAACGUUGGGAGCAUACAUUAUCUACAUUACAUUCACUAGGAACAUUUCAAUUUGAUCUUGUAUUAGCGGUAGAUAAUGAUGUUGUUACAGCAACAAACAUAAUAUCAAAAUUUAAUCAGCAGUGGCCAAUGGUAUACGAACAUGAUGAAAUAAACAAUCAUGAAUUUUUAUACAUUCACACUAUUCCAUAUCCUCAUUCAACACUUCGCAAAUCUUUUAGUUGUUUUAGAUCAGCUAAUAGUCUAUCGAAUGUUUACGACAAAGUUGAAUAUCUUAGUCAUAUUGUAAACAGUAGUCAGAUAAUAUCACCGAAUUAUUACCCAAAUGUUCAUUCAUUAGAAUUAGAAGAUGAAGAAGGAGACAAUGAUAUACUAAUUAAGAACGUUCAAAAGUCAUUAGCCCUUGAUGACAUUGCAAAAACAAUUUGUUUAUCAAAAUUAAAACAUCUUAAAAUUACCAUUCGUUUAUCGUCUGAUCUGUUUUUACAAUUGUUACAAAAAGCCAAAAAUUUGAACUCAUUAGAAAUUCCCUUUGGCAUACUGUUAAAAAUGACACGAAACUUAAAUGAAGAUACUGUAUGUUACUAUUUAAAUAAAAUGAUAAAGAAAUUAGUUUUAUGUAAUACCGAUGAAUUAACCGUAUAUAAAACUCUUCAAUUUAUCAAUGUAUUUUCAAAUAUUGUUCAUCUCUACUUAAAUAUUCGUACGAUUGAUGAAUUUUGUAUUAUAACACCAUUAUUAUUGGAAAAAUUGGUUAAACUUGAAGAUUUACAGAUACAAAUGAUCGAUUCAAACUAUAAUUUUGAUGCAUGGUUAAGAGCAAAUACAGUAUUAGAAAAUUUCACCUAUCAGCGUGAUGAAUAUACACUUCAGAUAUGGAAAUGA